CCUCGUGAGCCGGAAGCCAGCCGCGCUUCCGGUGUUCGGCCAGCUGGGGAGCUGAGGAGGAUUUUCAAUCGAGCCGAGGGCGGGAAAAAAAAAAACCAAAAGAAAAAAAAAAAUGCGUGAUGGAUUACCUGGCUAGGCCUGGGGUUUUUGGCUUAAUUGCUGGUGUCACCUGUGGAGUAUGCUUGGGCUGGAGCAUACGCGCUCGGCUCUUCCGGCCAGCCAAAUCCAGAUUGACUAUGAUGGCCAACGAGCUAGGCAACGAAGCCAGUAUAAUGGGCGAGUCCGGAGAAUUCAAGAUGGUGAUCAUAGUCCGGAAUGACCUGAAGAUGGGCAAGGGCAAAGUAGCCGCCCAGUGCGCCCACGCUGCCGUCUCGGCCUAUAAGCAAGUCCACCACCGAAAUCCGGAACUUCUGAAGCAGUGGGAAUAUUGUGGACAGCCCAAGGUGGUCCUUAGGGCGUCUGAUGAGGAGACCCUCGUUCAGCUCUUAAACGAGGCCAAAGCGCUCGGCUUGACCGUGAGCUUAAUCCAGGAUGCUGGCCGCACACAAAUAGCUCCAGGCUCCCGGACUGUCUUGGGCAUUGGGCCUGGUCCAGCUGAGGUGAUAGAUAAAGUUUCUGGCCACCUGAAACUCUACUGAAUGUGAAGUUCACAACGUAAAGAGGGUGAAACCUGGUGAAUGAAUCUAAAACACGAACGAGAACUAUCCAUCUCCCUCCCAAGUCCCUUCCUCAAGCAGUAAUUAUCAAGUGCAAUCCCGGAUUAUUUUGUUUUGCCCAAACACACACACACACACACACUCUCUGAUAUCCCACAUAUCUUCGCCUAGGCUCCACCUCCCUGUAACCGGUUAAACAGCUUUGCGUUUGCGCAAAUACAAAAGCCAUUUACACUCUUGACUUUCUCUGAAUCUCUCGAAUCAAGCCUUAUGGAAAUCCAGAGGAGAAAAUCCUGAGUAAGAUAGGGACAGCAUCCCUACAAAAGUUUCCAAAUAAAUGAAUUACACGGACAGGUUUGCAUCCUUUUGAUAGUAACUUUUUGUCUUCUAGGCAAACUGGGCUGGGAGGUGGCUCACCAGGCUAAUGUAGCCUGUUAUUCACACACAGCUGCCUGCAAUUACAAUUACUGCAGGCUCGAGUCCCACCAGGCCCAAGGUUGACUCAGCCUUCCAUCCUUUAUAAGGUAGGUAAAAUGAGGACCCAGAUUGUUGAGGGGGCAAUAAGUUGACUUUGUAUAUAAAUAUACAAAUAGGAUGAGACUAUUGCCUUACACAAUGUAAGCCGCCCUGAGUCUUCGGAGAAGGGCGGGAUAUAAAUUCAAAUAAAAAAAAAAAACUUUGAAAGAUGGCCUUGAAAAGCUGCCGCACCCAGCAAAGCCGUUGAUUUAAAUGUAAUGGGAUCACUCGGCAUCUGGGGGAGGCUACAGCUAGUCCUCGACUUAACGGCCACAAUCGAGCUAAAAAAUUUUUGUUGCUAAGAGAGAGAGUUGAGUGAACUUUGCCCUGUUUUACAACCUUUCUUGCCACAAUUGUUAUGGGAAUCAACUGCAGUUAAGUUAGUAACCCGGUUGUUAAGGGAAUCGGGCUUCCCCAUUGCUUGUCGGAAGGUCGCCAAAGGGGAUCACGUGACCCCGGGACACUGCAACCGUCAUAAACAUGAGUCAGUUGACACGAGUGAAUUUUGAUUCCAUGACCGUGGGGAUGCUGCAAAAGUUUGAAAAAUGGUCAUGUCACUUUUUCAGUGCCAUUGUAACUUUGAACAGUCACUAAGCGAACCGUUGUAACUCGAGAACUACAAGUAUUGAUUUACCAAACAAUCUGGUUACUAGAGUAAUCUUAUUUUCUGGUGUUUGGGCAAUACAUUAAAUCAGGGGUCUCCA
Messenger RNA from Ahaetulla prasina, 1876 nucleotides. It is a transcript of the gene PTRH2, whose product is annotated as peptidyl-tRNA hydrolase 2. Gene Ontology annotation, cellular component: mitochondrion; cytosol. The record is from RefSeq and is a predicted model, not a curated record. Gene Ontology annotation, molecular function: peptidyl-tRNA hydrolase activity. The transcript is spliced from 2 exons. Bases 120 to 638 code for a protein of 172 amino acids. NCBI's taxonomy places the organism in Eukaryota, Metazoa, Chordata, Lepidosauria, Squamata, Colubridae. Gene Ontology annotation, biological process: positive regulation of anoikis; negative regulation of anoikis.